AUGUCCGAGAGAGACAGUGGUGAAAAUCUGGAAGAAGAUACCUGUUACAAAGAUGAAAAUGAACAGAAAGCAGAGGAACUCAGCUGCGCUGAGAGCAGUGAAGAAAGAGAGCAAGAGCUUGAGCCUGUGCCUAUGACUCGGAAAAGACCUGAACCCAAACCCCCCAGCCAGCCUGCUGCCACAGAAAAGCCCGCAGCUGAAACCCUCAAGGUCUCAGAUUCUCCUGCUGCAGUUCAGACAGGAUGGGGGUACUGGGGAAGCUGGGGGAAAUCUCUUCUGUCAACUGCGUCUGCUACCGUAGCUACUGUAGGUCAAGGUAUUUCAAAUGUCAUAGAAAAAGCAGAAACAACCCUUGGGAUCCCCAGUCCUAGUGAAAUGUCUUCAGGGACUAGAGAGACUACAAGAGGAAGUGAGAAUCCUGGUGCUAGCAGCACAGAUGCAGUUGAUGAUGGCAGUUCCUUUCCUAUUGCUGGGGCUCUUGGAGUUUUAUCAACCAUCUCUACAGCUGUCCAAAGCACAGUGAGUGAUGUUAUUAGUGGAGGUCUGGAUGCCUUGGAAUUCAUCGGGAAAAAGACAAUGGAUGUAAUAGCUGAGGGAGAUCCUGGAUUCAAAAAAACAAAGGGCCUAAUGAACAGAAACUCUACGUUAUCUCAGGUCUUACGAGAGGCAAAAGAGAAAGAAGAGCAGCAGACAGCUACGGAGGUUACCAUGGCUACAGAGAAGAAAGCCCAUUAUGGGUUACUGUUUGAUGAGUUUCAGGGUCUUUCGCAUCUGGAAGCCUUAGAGAUCCUUUCCAGAGAGAGUGAAUCAAAGGUGAAAUCAGUUCUAAAUGCCCUCUCUGGAGAAGAGUUGGACACACUGAAGGAGGAAAUGGAGCAACUCAAAGAAGCUUUUUCUUUACCUGAAUUCUUUGAAGAAGAGGAGGAAGAAAAGAAGGGAGAUGAAGAGUUCACAAAAGAAGUGACAGACUUGUUUUCAGAAUUGCGUAUCUCCUCAAAGCCAGACAAACUGAUCACAGUGAGGACAUCUGCUCAUGAAUGGAUAGCACGAUUCAACAGUAGUCUUCCUGAAGAAGAAGAAGAGAGUGAAGAAGACCAAGAAGUAGAAUCUGGAGAUGGUGACCAUGAUGAUAAAAAAUCAGUAGAGGAUAUUCAUGCAUUUGCCAUAAGAAGUCUGGCUGAACUGACAGCAUGCUCCAUUGAAAUGUUUCACAAAACUGCAGCUUUGUUUCUACAUGGUCAGAAACAAGAGGUGACAGCCACAGACAGAGCCAAGUCCCUUUCACAAAUGACAAUUGUGCUGUGUAAAGAACUGUCAACCUUCUCUAAAGAGUUUACUACAUGCUUAACAACUGCAGGGGCCAAAGAGAAAGCAGAUGUGCUGAAUCCCUUAAUCACUGGAGUGUUUUUGGAGGCUUCAAACAGUGCUUCAUAUAUCCAAGAUGCCUUCCAGCUCUUGCUGCCUGUACUGCAGAUCUCUCUUAUUGAGGCUAGAACGGAACUAUCGCAGCAAUAAAAGUCCUUCUAAUUAAGAACUGUUUGACCUUCCCACUUCAUAGUUUCCGUGCUGGAGAAUGAUGUAAUGGCUCUUAUUAAAGGGAAAAAGAUUAACUCUGAUCGCUGCUGCAAGAACGGUGAUUAAAUGCAGUCUGGCAAUGACAGCUCUUACAGCGCAUUGAGAGAUGUGAUUAGCAUAGUCCAGGCUGGUGGACAACGUGACAGACUUAAAGCGCAGGUUGCUUCUCUGUUUUCAUGGACUGUCUGUAUCUUUUCACUGAAAUCCCUCUGCUGUAUGUGUUAACAAGCUCUUUGGAGAAGCUCUCUGGACUGUGAAGACAAUGCUG
Messenger RNA from Balearica regulorum gibbericeps (East African grey crowned-crane), 1843 nucleotides. The record is from RefSeq and is a predicted model, not a curated record. Lineage: Eukaryota; Metazoa; Chordata; Aves; Gruiformes; Gruidae.